Molecule: messenger RNA, 189 nt
Organism: Aphanomyces astaci
Lineage: Eukaryota; Oomycota; Saprolegniomycetes; Saprolegniales; Verrucalvaceae
Exons: 2
Coding region: 1-189 (62 amino acids)
Source: RefSeq, a predicted model, not a curated record
AUGCCGGACAUGUUCCACGACGACGUUUACACGUCCAAACGGUUCAAGUUGCUCUACGCGGCGCAUGUAGUUCCACUGCCACCCCAAAAACUUGACAACGACCCACAGUCGCAAACUCGUACACCAUGCGGCACUGAUGUGAACCCGUCGAAGCCUGGACCGAAGCCGAAACGUCGCAAGCGGUCGUAA